Messenger RNA from Prosopis cineraria, 1356 nucleotides. RefSeq names its product urease accessory protein D. Gene Ontology annotation, molecular function: nickel cation binding. Bases 159 to 1070 code for a protein of 303 amino acids. NCBI's taxonomy places the organism in Eukaryota, Viridiplantae, Streptophyta, Magnoliopsida, Fabales, Fabaceae. The transcript has 8 exons. The record is from RefSeq and is a predicted model, not a curated record.
UUAACAAACGGCAGCGUUUCAGCUCGAUGGACCGGAGACGCAGCGGCGGGAUAUCACAGGGGAGAGAAACUGAACGCGGCAGGCACAUGCUUCUCUGUCUCCGGCCCUGAACACGAGCGCGGCUCGAGUAUUCUUCUCAUCUCGCAGCAAAGUAGAAAAUGCGUAAGGGUGAGGACGAUGAAGACAUCGAAACGGGUGCUUUGGUGGUUGAAAAAGUGGGAGGCCGGUCAACGGCGACUAGAUGCUUCUCAAAAUAUCCUCUCAAGUUUAUCUUACCCAGAAAGGUAGGUUCUUCGGAAACUGAUGCUGUAUGGAUUUACUCACUUACCUAUGGAGGCGGAAUUGUAUCUGGUGAUCGCAUUUCAUGCAAGCUUUCUGUGGGAAAUGCUUGCACCGCAGUGUUAACCACCCAAGCUUCCACUAAGGUUUAUAAAUCUGUGGGAUCAAAGUGCUCUGAACAAGUAUUGGAGGCAAGAGUUGGGAGCGAUGCAUUCUUAGCCAUUAUUCCAGAUCCAGUGACAUGUUUUUCCACUGCAAGAUACUCUCAGAAACAAGUCUUCAGAGUAUCUACAGACUCAAGUUUGGUCAUUGUUGAUUGGUUCACAAGUGGGCGCCAUGAAAGUGGAGAAAAAUGGGACUUCAAUUUUUACCGAAGCAUGAAUAACAUAUUCUUAGAAGAUGAUCAACCUUUGCUUCUAGAUACGAUUUUAUUGGAUACAGAAAAAGUUGGCCGUGUGGAAGGUUACAUGCAGAACUACCAAGUAAUUGCAAUGAUUGUACUCCUAGGGCCAAAGCUGCAGCAUGUUCAGAAUCUAGUGCAAGAUCAUGUGAAAAGAAUAAUGUCCGAGCAAUUACUACACCCUUCCGCAACUUUGAGCCAUCAAACUAGAAGAAAUUCUGAGUACUGCAUGUCAAAACCAAGCUUCAUUGCAUCUAGCAGCUUCUUUGGUCCAAAGAGAACCGGUCUUAUUGUUCGGGUGGCUGCUGUGACCACUGAAUCAGUUUAUCAGUUCCUGCAACACCAAUUGGCUCCCUUGGAGCCAAUGCUAGGAGUUCCACCAUACAGAUAAGUAAUGCCUUCUCCACCAACGGCUCAUAAUGGGUUUAAGUAGCCUUGACUUUUAUGUACCAUAACUCCACAAGUUGUAUUCCCUGUAUUUACUGUUGGCGUCAAUUUGGGUCAUCACAUUAGAAGACCAUGUUUGGUUUAGGCAAUGGAAUGUGCUUUCAAUUGAUUCGGUACUUUGUAAUAUCUAUUAUGUUGUUUCAUAUUUUAAUAGUUUUUAUUUUCACUAUUUUUUUUUUAUGUAAGUGCACCACGAUUUUCUCUUUUGUUUGAAAUGAUUUUCUUCGUUA